This is a messenger RNA of Copidosoma floridanum, 1516 nucleotides long. Its product is annotated as speckle-type POZ protein. Gene Ontology annotation, molecular function: protein binding. The record is from RefSeq and is a predicted model, not a curated record. Lineage: Eukaryota; Metazoa; Arthropoda; Insecta; Hymenoptera; Encyrtidae.
CAAAACAAUGGAUAACAGCGCACAACUAUAGCCUCUUUGCAGUUAUCACUGAAACUGUUAAGUUUAAGUAACAGUAAGUACUUAGCUUCUACUUUGUUCGAUAUAUUUUUCUAGUUCUUUGAACAAAUCAAAACAGUUUCUCCAAAUUUCGACGCUGACCCACGCACAGUACAGUACAAUGGAUCCCAGAUGCAAAAUGAGAAGAUCUUGGGGAAACCUUCUUUCUGAAUCUUCAAAUGAUUCAUUCAGUUCGGAGUCUUCAUCGGAUACAAGUGUUACUACUGCUACUGACACUGACCUUGGGGAACCAGAAUGCAAAAAACAGAAAAGAACUAGCCCUAGUUCUGAUAAAGAAACAAAAUUUGUCAAUGAAGUGCAUUAUGAAUACGUAUUGAAAGCUAACUACAAAUGGGUCAUUAAAGAUUUUAUCAAGAUAACUAGUGAUUUUAAAUAUGGACAAAAAGUAGAAUCAUCUGUAUUCCACAUUGGAGGUAGUAACGAGUACGAGUUUCAAUUACAACUUUUUCCCAAAGGCGUCACUGAAUCGCAAAAAAAUCAUUUAUCACUACUUCUACUCGUCAAAUCCUGUAUAGAACCUCAAUUAACAAUACAAUUUAAGUGUUCUCUACUUAACAAUAAAUUUUCGAAUAAAGAUUUUGAUGUGAAGGAAACCGUUGCUCGUGGUCAGAAAUGUGGCUUCAAACGCUUGAUAAGAACUGAUUCUAUACAAAAAAGUUCCGGUUAUUUAGAUCACGAUCGAAUUGUAUUUAAUUGUGCCAUUAAUGUUACGAUUAACAAAACAGAUGAUUGUAAAACGAAAGUUGUCGACGAUAUAGAGACAUUGUUACUUACUGGUGAUCACAGUGAUGUCAUACUAGAGGUUCAAGAAAGACAGUUCAAGGCUCACAAAUGCAUCUUGUCUGCUCGUAGUGAGGUUUUUGCAGCUAUGUUUAGACACAACACAAAUGAGAAAAAUGAAAACAUUGUCAAAAUAACGGAUAUCAGACCCGAAGUAAUGGAAGAAGUCCUGCGGUUCAUUUACUUUGGAGAAGUUCUUAAUCUUGAAAAUUCUACUAAGGAGGUGUUGGCUGCUGCUGAUAAGUACAAUUUCGAAGGCUUAAAAAAGCUUUGCGAAAGUGCUCUUGGCAAGACAUUGUCCAUUAAUAAUGUGGUUGAACUUCUUAACUUUGCCGAACGUUACAAUGCCAAUAAUUUGAAAGAACUAGCACUCAACUUUUUUGCUGGUCACGUGAAAGAUGUUGUUGAUACCCAGUUGUUCCAGACAAUGGCCAAUAAGGAAUCGCCUUUGUUAACACAAAUAAUCAAUAAAAUCGCAUCAAAAAACUGAUUUGACAUAAUGUUCCAAGUGAAGUGUAUGCUAGAAAAUGGAUUUAUGAUAUUACAUGAGAUAUUUGUAAACAAUUGUCUUCUUAGUGUAUUGCGCUUAUUAAAAUCGACAGUUUGUAAUGUGAUACAAUGAUGUUCAUUAGGAAUUGACAAUUGACAACCCAAGUAU